Molecule: messenger RNA, 3425 nt
Organism: Sphaeramia orbicularis (orbiculate cardinalfish)
Lineage: Eukaryota; Metazoa; Chordata; Actinopteri; Kurtiformes; Apogonidae
Gene: atp6v0a1a
Product: ATPase H+ transporting V0 subunit a1a
Exons: 22
Coding region: 164-2716 (850 amino acids)
Biological process (GO): proton transmembrane transport; vacuolar acidification
Cellular component (GO): vacuolar proton-transporting V-type ATPase, V0 domain; vacuolar proton-transporting V-type ATPase complex; plasma membrane
Molecular function (GO): proton-transporting ATPase activity, rotational mechanism; ATPase binding
Source: RefSeq, a predicted model, not a curated record
CGUCCCAGAGCGUUGACUUAUCUUAACGCGAUACUUCAUCUUUGAAAGGUCGGGCUCCGUUUACAGAACCGGAGAGUCCACAACAAACAGCAAAGAGGAAAGUGGGACCGUCCAGAGCUUCUAGAGUUUCUCGUCGAGGCGUCCACUUCCUUCCUUCAGCAACAUGGGGGAACUCUUCAGAAGUGAAGAGAUGACGCUGGCUCAGCUCUUCCUCCAGUCAGAAGCUGCCUACUGUUGUGUCAGUGAACUGGGAGAGAUUGGGAUGGUGCAGUUCCGUGAUUUAAAUCCUGAUGUAAAUGUGUUCCAGCGGAAGUUUGUUAAUGAGGUGCGACGAUGCGAGGAGAUGGAUCGCAAACUGAGAUUUGUAGAGAAAGAAGUAAAGAAGGCUAACAUCCCAAUAGUUGACACAGGAGAAAACCCUGAAGUACCGUUCCCAAGAGAUAUGAUUGACUUGGAGGCCACAUUUGAGAAGCUUGAAAAUGAACUGAAGGAAAUCAACACCAACCAAGAAGCGCUAAAAAAGAACUUCCUGGAACUGACUGAACUCAAGCACAUUUUGCGACGUACACAGCAGUUUUUUGAUGAGAUGGAGGACCCCAGUUUACUGGAGGAGUCAUCCAUCCUCUUAGACCCCAAUGAGGUGAACCGAGCGGCUCCUCUCAGACUGGGAUUUGUAGCUGGAGUCAUUGGCAGGGAACGCAUUCCCACAUUUGAGCGAAUGCUGUGGAGAGUCUGCAGGGGAAAUGUGUUCCUGAGGCAGGCGGACAUUGAAGAUCCCCUGGAGGAUCCGACUACAGGUGACCAGGUCCACAAGUCUGUCUUUAUCAUCUUCUUCCAGGGAGAUCAGCUGAAGAACAGAGUCAAGAAGAUCUGUGAGGGGUUUAGAGCAACUCUGUAUCCAUGUCCAGAAACCCCCCAGGAGAGGAAGGAGAUGCUUGCAGGAGUAAAUGCCCGUAUUGAUGACCUGCAAAUGGUGCUGAACCAGACUGAGGAUCACAGGCAGAGAGUCCUGCAGGCUGCAGCCAAGACGGUCAGAGUGUGGUUCAUCAAAGUGAGGAAGAUGAAGGCCAUCUACCACACUCUGAACCUCUGCAACAUCGAUGUGACUCAGAAGUGUCUGAUCGCCGAGGUGUGGUGUCCCGUGUCUGACCUGGACUCCAUCCAGUUUGCGCUUCGCAGGGGAACGGAGAAAAGCGGCUCCACUGUGCCUUCCAUCCUCAAUAGAAUGCAGACUAAGCAGACCCCGCCCACUUACAACAAGACAAACAAGUUCACCUCGGGUUUUCAAAACAUCGUCGAUGCCUAUGGGAUCGGCAGCUACCGGGAGAUAAACCCAGCGCCAUACACCAUCAUCACCUUCCCCUUCCUAUUUGCGGUCAUGUUCGGUGACCUGGGCCACGGGGUGCUCAUGACCUGUGCGGCCCUGUACCUUGUGUUGAGGGAGAGCAGGCUAAUGGCCCAGAAGAAUGAUAACGAGAUGUUCAGCAUGGUGUUCGCAGGACGCUACAUAAUCCUGCUGAUGGGAGUUUUCUCAGUCUACACGGGCAUCAUUUAUAACGACUGCUUCUCCAAGUCUCUCAAUGUGUUCGGCUCUGGAUGGAGCGUCAGGCCCAUGUUUAACCCUCGAGUCGGAGGAAACUGGACGUUUGAGACACUGAACGGCAGUCGAGUUCUGCAGUUGGACCCUGCAAUAGAUGGAGUAUUCCAAGGGCCCUACCCCAUUGGCAUUGAUCCGAUAUGGAACAUUGCCACCAACAAGCUGACAUUCCUGAAUUCCUUCAAGAUGAAGAUGUCUGUAAUCCUGGGAGUCAUCCACAUGCUGUUUGGAGUCACUCUCAGUCUCUUCAACCAUCUGUAUUUCAAUAAACCGCUGAACAUCUACUUGGGAUUUAUCCCCGAGAUCAUCUUCAUGUCCAGUCUGUUUGGAUACCUAGUAAUCCUUGUCUUCUAUAAGUGGCUCUCCUAUGAUGCUCGCACAUCUAGGCAUGCUCCCAGUCUCCUCAUAGCCUUCAUUAACAUGUUCCUCUUCAACUACAGUGAUCCCACUAUCCAACCUCUCUACAGAGGACAGGCGGCCUUGCAGUCACUGUUGGUGCUAAUCGCCUUGGCGUGUGUUCCUUGUAUGUUAAUAGUGAAGACUCUGGUUAUGCGGAGGCAGUAUUUGUGGCGUAAAAACCUGGGCACACAAAACUUUGGGGGUAUCAGGGUGGGCAACGGACCCACGGAGGACGAGGCUGAAAUCAUCCAGCAUGAUCAGCUCUCGCAGCACUCGGAGGAGGAGCCGGAGCGUUGCCUUUUGUCACCUGCUUUCAAGGCCCGCGAGGAGGAAGAGUUUAAUUUCGGUGACGUGGCAGUGAACCAGGCAAUCCACACCAUAGAGUACUGCCUGGGCUGUAUCUCCAACACUGCCUCCUAUCUGAGACUCUGGGCCCUCAGUCUGGCUCAUGCACAGUUGUCGGAGGUGCUGUGGUCCAUGGUGAUGCGAAUCGGCCUCAGCAGUCGCAGCCUUGGAGGCUUCAUCCUCCUCUCUAUAGUCUUUUUCUUCUUUGCUGUUCUCACUAUUGCCAUUCUUCUUAUCAUGGAAGGACUGUCUGCCUUCCUGCAUGCACUACGACUGCACUGGGUGGAGUUCCAAAACAAGUUUUACUCCGGACAGGGAUUCAAGUUCCUUCCCUUCACAUUCGAAAGCAUCUUGGACGGAAGGUUCGAAGAAUAAAAUGAAGUCUACCGCGCCUCGUCUUUUGACAACCUGUUGGUGCUGUUGAAGACGUUUCUCUGCCGGUUUGUUUUAAAAGAAUUUAGAAUCAAUAUCUAAAAUUAAAAAAAAUCUUCUCGGAAAUCCCCGUUUGUUCAUUCCCCCGAAAAAAUAGCAUUAUCUGUCGUGUAUCUCGUCUUAGUGACAUUUUUUGUUUUACUUGUAUUAUUUAGUUUAAUAUAAUUUAUGCAGUAAUUUACUUUUAUGAAACGUGUAUCGUCUAUAUAUGUAGUAGUGUUUCUACUACUAAUCAUCAUAAAUGAAAUCCGUCGCGAUGAUGAUUAAUUGGUGUGAAAUGAGUGAAUGUGAGCCUCGUAUCCAUGUUGUCCCUUUGUCCGCUUCUUACACUCAGAGCAGCUCAUCUGUUUGAUUUCACACACAGACUUCAUGUAUAAUGACGCAGGCUGAGCUACCAAGUCCAAAGGGAAUACGUUUCAUCUUUGAUCAGUAUGAAGGGGAAUCUGGAGGUGGAUGUUUUUGUAAAAAUGCAACAUUGUGCGAUGGUGUUGGUGUUACUGAUUUCUGUUUUCCUUUGUGUUGAUUUACAUAUUUAAGUUAAAAUUUGUAAUGAUGUCAUAUGUAGAAGGGUGUAGCACAGAAGGAUGGGAUUCACUUCACCACAGUCAGUAAUUGUGCACCUCUGUUAAUAAAAUGGAAAGAGCUGGUUUAA